AAAGUUUAAAAGUACCCAACAGCCUAUAAAAUCAGCCCCACGGGGAGAAUGAGAAACCAGCUAAAACCAGUAGCCUAAAAUCCAGUUUAAGAUGGAUUACGUUUUUCUUUCUUUCUUUUUCCCAUCACGGGAAUUUAAUUCCACAUCCGGCAUAGACUUUGCCUUCAGGUAAUUUUCUACAACGUAAAAAACAAACAAACAGAUAAGUGCAGAAAUGGCGUUCUUCAAAUCUCCCUCCUUAUUCUUAAACCCCAGGAAGAUGGUUUCGAUAGGCAAUUAAAACUUUGAGGGAGAAAAUAUAGGCCGCUGCUGUCAUCCCCUACCUAACCCGAUUCAACAAACCUGCUGCUCACCUUAGGACCGCUUCAGUUAUUGUUUGCUAAGUGUCAUUAUUGAAUCAGUGCCACCAGCAGGGGUCAGAGGGUGCACAAUUGAUUUAGCCCUUCCGUCGUGCACGUGCUUUUUACACUCUAGCCAACGUAAUUAGCAUUUCUAAUAUGCCUAUGCUACAUCAGUGCCAGUUUGAUGAAUUAUCGUCCAGCGUUGGCUUGCUCUGCCUGCUAGCGACAAACCUGCAAACGCGUUAUAACGAAAUGUCCCCUCCCCUCUUUCUGCGGUCCGCGCUGCUGAAAAACCGCCGAGUUUCGCGCCCUGUCUCGGUUUUCUGCUCAAUCCCAUUCGCCGAGAAAAAAAAGAGAAACGGUUCAUUUCCAUAUUACCUUUUCCAACAUACUCCGCCCGUCUCCUCUCCUCCAUCCGCAUGGCGAGGCUGAUGCUGAUGCGAGCGUAUAGUUAGCAUCUUCUCAUUCACUCCCUCUGGCUCCACACGUCCAUGUGCGGCUCUCAUCAUUCUCCUAACACGCUUCCCUUUCUCUUUCAACUCCAUUGUAUAAUAUAUUCUCUCUUUUUUAAUACAAAGCCUAUUUUUUCAGCUCUCCCUCUCCACCCUCUAAAAUUCCAUUGAUGAACGCUUUUAUUUUAUUUCAUUUAGUGUCGGGGGUUAUGUGAAUGGGCUGCAGCUGGUGUUACCAAACGUCUCGCUGAUCUUUCGUCAGUCACCUUUUUCGCUCGAAUUCGGUUUUAAGUCACGUCCCGCCUCGAACGCGAGACGCUCUCGUGUCUCGCCGCGAGAUACGGUUUCUCGAAUCGGCCUCGCCUCGAGUCUACAACUUGAUUGGAUUGAGCGCGUUUGUGUUAGUUGUUUUCAUUGUCUGAACUGUCAAAUCAAGAACGGCACCGCUGUACGGCUCGCGCGCACCGCCGCUGCUCCGUGGAGACUUGAGCCGCGCGCGCACCGAACGCGUUCACUGUGAAUUAAACCGAACUACAGAAGAGCAAGUCCACAGCGAGUACGCCGGAAUCCACAAGCCGUCUUUGCGCAAAGUUGCUUGUCAGAUUUCCCUCAGCCUAUACAGGAGCCGCUCAACAAAAUGAACCUCUGUUAACGCACGUCUGUCUGUCAGAGCAGAGGCAUAUUGAUCGUCAUCUCUGCGACUGGUGGACACAGUUACCGCUACACUGCCACCAUGCUUCACUUGCGCCUUCCGUCGACCCCUUUCUCCUUAACUCCUUGCCUUUCCUCUCUCCUCCUCCUGAUCUUCCUCUUGGGCCUCGCCCAUCUCUCUCAGGCCGGUGGUGACGCAUCCCACAGCAGCCCAGGGAACUGUUCAGGGGAGGACAGCUGCUCUGAGGGUGUCGUCCUGCCAGUAUGGAACCCCCAGAACCCCUCUGUUGGCGACAAGGUGGCCCGUGCCAUCGUCUACUUUGUGGCCCUCAUCUACAUGUUCUUAGGCAUGUCCAUCAUCGCAGACCGGUUCAUGUCAUCCAUCGAGGUGAUAACGUCUCAAGAGAAGGAGAUAACAAUCAAGAAACCCAAUGGAGAGACCACCACUGCCACCGUACGCAUCUGGAACGAGACAGUCUCCAACUUGACCCUCAUGGCUUUGGGAUCAUCGGCUCCUGAGAUCCUGUUAUCCGUGAUUGAGGUCUGUGGGCACAAGUUUGAGGCUGGUCACCUGGGCCCAAGCACAAUUGUGGGUAGCGCUGCCUUUAACAUGUUCAUCAUCAUUGCCAUCUGUGUUUACGUGGUCCCAGAUGGUGAGGUACGCAAAAUCAAGCAUUUGAGGGUCUUCUUUGUGACAGCAGCCUGGAGCAUAUUCGCCUACAUUUGGCUCUACUUGAUCCUCUCUGUUUUCUCUCCUGGGGUGGUGGAAGUUUGGGAGGCUGUGCUUACUUUCCUCUUCUUUCCACUCUGUGUGGUUCAGGCCUGGAUCGCUGACCGUCGUUUGCUCUUUUACAAAUACGUCCACAAGCGCUACCGUGCUGACAAGAACCGUGGCAUCAUCAUUGAGACGGAGGGUGACGGCAUGUUCACCAAGAUGGACAUGGAGAUGGACGGCCAAGGUGCCAAUUCCCACCACAAGGAGGCGCUUGAUGGGAUGCUGGCUGGGGUGGAGGAAGGAGGUGGUGGAGGAGGUGGAGGGGAAGAAGAGGAGGCCAGGAGGGAGAUGGCUCGGACGCUGAAGGAACUCAAGCAAAGACACCCAGAAAAGGACAUGGAGCAGCUGAUCGAGAUGGCAAACUAUCAAGUGCUGGUGCAACAACAGAAGAGUCGAGCUUUCUAUCGCAUCCAGGCCACUCGCAUGAUGAUUGGAGCGGGGAACAUCCUCAAGAAGCAUGCUGCAGACCAAGCCAGGAAAGUGGUGAGCUGCCAUGAGGCUAAUGCCCAGGAAGAAGACCCUCACACCAUCUACCUUGAGUUUGAGCCCUCUCAUUAUCAAUGCUUUGAGAACUGCGGCUCUUUAAAACUCUCUGUGACCCGACAUGGUGGAGACAGCGGCUGCACUGUCAAGGUUGACUAUCGCACAGAGGAUGGCACCGCUAACGCAGGAUCAGACUAUGAAUUCGCCGAGGGCACUCUGGUCUUUAAACCAGGUGAGACAGUGAAGGAGCUGACAGUCGGCGUGAUUGACGAUGACAUAUUCGAAGAAGAUGAGCAUUUCUAUGUACAUCUCAGCAACCCUCGUGUAGUCCACCGUGCCGAGGUCUCCGUCCUCGACCCCAAUGCAGUGUCUCCAGGCAACAGCAUUAUAGGGUCCAGCCACGUUCCUCCCAAAGCUGCCCUGGGUAACGCACAUACCGCAACGGUGACCAUUUACGAUGACGACCAUGCGGGGAUCUUCACGUUCGAGAGCAAUUCUACACGGGUGAGCGAAAGCGUGGGCAUCAUGCAGGUGAAGGUCCACAGAACAUCUGGAGCGAGGGGGAAGGUGGCAGUACCGUACCACACUACUGAAGGAACCGCCAAAGCUGGAGAAGACUAUGAUGAGGUGGCCGGCAAACUGGAGUUCCUCAAUGAUGAGACCAUGAAAAUCCUGGAGGUGAAGAUCAUUGAUGAUGAGGAGUAUGAGAAGAACAAAACCUUCACCAUCCACCUGGGGGAGCCGGUCCUGCUGGAGAUCGGGCAGAAACACGGAGACUCCAAUGAUAACAAACCGGCGGUAGGGGCAGAGGAAGAGGAGGUGGCCAAGAUGGGGUGCCCGAGUCUGGGAGAGCACACCAAACUGGAAGUGGUGAUAGAGGAAUCAUACGAGUUUAAGAAUACCGUCGACAAGCUCAUAAAGAAGACUAACCUGGCGCUGGUGGUGGGCAGCAGCAGCUGGAGAGAACAGUUUGUCAGCGCUGUGACUGUCAGCGCAGGUGACGAUGAUGAAGAGGAGAGCGGAGAAGAACGCUUGCCCUCAUGUUUUGAUUACAUCAUGCACUUCCUGACAGUUUUCUGGAAGGUUCUGUUUGCCUUCGUUCCACCUACAGAGUACUGGAACGGCUGGGCCUGCUUCAUCGUCUCCAUCACGCUCAUCGGCGUCCUGACCGCUGUUACUGGAGAUCUGGCCUCUCACUUUGGUUGUACAGUAGGCCUGAAGGACUCUGUCACAGCUGUGGUGUUUGUGGCCUUGGGUACAUCUGUGCCUGAUACCUUCGCCAGCAAGGUGGCAGCCAUCCAGGACCAAUACGCCGAUGCGUCCAUUGGAAAUGUGACAGGUAGUAAUGCAGUUAACGUCUUCCUGGGUAUCGGAGUGGCGUGGACCAUCGCUGCCGUGUACUGGCACAGUCAGGGCAAAAAAUUCCAGGUCCCGCCGGGGUCGCUGGCGUUUUCCGUCACCCUCUUCACCAUCCUGGCACUGCUUUCUGCCGUGACACUACUGUACCGCCGCCGGCCCUCUGUGUCCGGGGGCGAGCUGGGGGGCCCGCGAACCGCCAAGCUGCUCACCGCGUUCCUCUUCCUCAUGAUGUGGCUCAUCUACAUCCUGCUGGCCUCGCUGGAGGCUUACUGCCACGUGCCUGGCUUCUGAGAAAGUUCCUAAGAGAGAUGUACUCUUUGCUGUAAAACCUCCCAUCAUUCUUCCUCUCUGCUUUUGUGUAUAUGAGAAGUCUAAAAUGAGUGUUUACAUCUGUUCUUACUGAUUAUUAUCGUUGUUGAAACUGAACUCACAUCCUCACUUCGCUAACACUGACGUGGAUAUCUAGAUGAGUGUCAGUGGAGGAUGAUAGAGGCUCUGUGGUUUCAUGCACAGCUUCUCUUUAUAGAUGGAUCUCUCUUACAUGGUGUCUGCCACACUCUGGAUAUUCAGACACAGCAACUCUCUCCAGAAUACUCUCCAGAGAGCCCCCUCAGCGUUUUUCUUGCUUCAGUGCUGUUUUUUCCAAGGAUGGUCCUUUACGCCUCACUUCGAUAUUCUCUCAGAAAUUCUUCUUCUAUUAUUCUCUCUUCCCUCCAAGUCACUGUCAAUAGACUCAUUCCCACUGCAGAGAUUUGGGCAUGCUUCACACCUCUACCUACCCUCAAGACAUGAACACUCUGUUUCAUGUGUCUCCUCUUGCCUGUUAUGGAAGCUCCCCGCAGACAUCCGUACCAAACUAUGGCGUUCAUUUUUCACAACUAUAAUUUCAGCUCAAGUGAUCCGGUGAGGGCUGAGCAUCUCAAAUUGCCAAUGCCCCCAAUAUGACCUUUGCCCAUAACCCUGGCCAAGUUCUACUCAAAUAUCUAUAAAUAUGCCCCAGAGCUACCGACAACUCUGACCUCACCCUCAAUAAUGACACAACAACUUCCUCAAUAUUAACCUCACCUCAGUGUCAUCGCAGACCCUGCCUAGUAUUACUUAUAUCAUUUUUGACCCGUGACCCGGCUUUAUCACUACAAACAGCGCACAGUCUUCUCUUCUGACUCCAUGCAAUACAUUACCUAUGCCACACCUUUUAACCUCUGGCCAACCCCAAUAUUACCAUACCUUAUUUACAUAACCAAUUCACAACAAACAACACCUUCUUCAGGUAUGACCCCACCCCACCCUACAUGUGCCACACCCCUUUCAUCUCUGACUCCACCCCUGAAUUAUCUACAGUAUAUCAUGUAUUUCCCCCUCUGAUCCCACCUUCUUCAUUUGUGGCCCCGCCCCAAUAUUAUCUAUACCACACCCUCUUCAUAUCUACUAUUUGCUGGUAUUGUAAAUCUUGUGUUUUUUUAUCAUUUAUUCAUUUAUUUUUGCCAUGCUACUGAAAUUAUGAAGUCAAUACAAGGAUUGUAAGAAGGAAAGAAAGAUCUCUUUUCAAUCUUUUCUGGUUAUUUUAAACCUGAAGAGAUACAUAAUUUGCAUGGUACAUUAGUGAUAGAAGUUGAAUGGAGACCAAAAGAAAUAGUUUAACAGUGACAUAAGAACCAAGGUGUUGGUGUUUAUUCAUGUGAUAUUUAUUGAUAUUUAUUAUUAUGAACUACGUAUUAUGUGGGGAAAUAUUGUAGGCUGUGUGUGUGCGAGAGCAUGUAUUCGAAUGAGCGAGUACAACAGCUUUGACAAAACAUAUGUGUCCUGUGUGCCAAUCUGCCGAACAGUGUUCAAAGUCUUUGCAUCUGACUAUUGAGUGUCUGAAAGUAUGAAAGUGUGCAAAACUCAAGCACAGUGAAUUUUGUGUCUGUCCCUGCCGCGCUCAGGAGUUUCAGGCUCCCAUGCUGUGAGCUUCUGGAUUCUUUCCCAACAUUCAUGAAUUUACAAAUGGCUGCAGCUUUCAUGUGGUUCAUUCUUUGGUCCUAAAAUAUGCAGUGACUGUCCUGUUCUACCAAGCCAUGUUCUACAGCUUCACUGUGUCAAGCUUUUAGCUCUGUUCACUACUGAAGGCAUUGCGUCAUUGAGUCAUGUGGUUCUGUUUGAACACAACAUGGGUGCCUUGAUAUCAACAGUGAAAUGUCUCUAGGCCGCACAGUAGUUCUGUCACUGAGUUUGCACUGACAACAUGGCGAAAAUUAUAAGUUGAGUUCAUGCACAAUACCCAUAUUUUAUCCGUGAAAUACGAGUCCCUCACUUUCGGUGCAUAAACCCUGAGCGUAUCUAAUUAUUCAAGCACUUACCUCUCCUGAUAGCAUCGGCGCCACCUAAUUUGCGUUUAUGUGCAUGGUUAACGUAUAAUGGAUUGGUUUCCAGUUCAAUUUCAGUUUGCUCUCUUUAAUCAGUGUCCUCCAUCUGCUCCUUAACUAAUAAGACUUGGUUCAUUUCCAGUUAGCCAGGAGUUAAACCUGCUUAGUUAGCCCAGUUCUCUAUCCCAUACUCUUCUUUGCUAAGCGAUACGGUGAUUACGGGUUUCAGUUUGCAGAUAUUACAUAAUUGUUUACAAGGGGUAAUGUGUCCCCAUUUUCCCAGCUAUCAGCCAUCUGCUUGGGCCAACCUGGGACACAUGCUAUAGGAAAUGAAAAGUUAUAGCUGUAGGAAAUUCUCACUAUUAGGGGCCCCAGCAGACCAGUGCUUCAAACUUUUUAAUGGACUAAAUAAAAGUCAUUUUAAAGAGCUCUCUGAAAAAUGGUAAGAGGGAACGCAUUACCUGAUUUAUAAUGACGCCAAUGGCCAAAUGCACUGUUUUGGAAGGGUGCUAUCUGUUAUGACGACACUGUUGGCUUAAAAGAGGCUGGCCUGCUACAGCCCUCCAUUUUCAUGAAUGAUAAACCAUAAAAAUCUACAGUCAGCCAUCUAUGGUAAUGUUGCAAGUGCUCUGCUUACUUUCUUACACAAUGUGUGACGCGAAAGUGGGCGAAACAGAUGUACAUACAGUCCGCAUUUAUACCGGCAUAUGUGUAUUUAUACAUUCCAAUGAUACCAGAUUAAAAAAAGCACAGAGUGAUGUAUUUUUAGUGCUUCUUGUUGCUAGGCGACGUCUUAAAGAGUCAUUGUCUUUCUGUCAUUAUGUUGUCUGGUGUCAGUGCUCUAGGGUGGGCGGAGGGGGGGGAUCCGUAGAUUGUAAUUACUUUAUAAGGUCACUCGCAUCUCUCUCCUUAUAUCUGGCCACACAGGGUUAAUGAACUUAAAAGGUUCCACCCUAAUUCAAGGACAAUUCUUAAUUAAGAACCUUAAGUUGCUCCUGAGAGUUUUGCGUCAUAUUAGUAUAAGCUUUGUCUUUGUGGAGAGCAGAGCAAUUAUUGAUCUCCCUGAGGAGACAUAACAUAACACAGCAGCCAUAGUUGCAUCAAACUAAUCAGGUUUUCAAGAAAAAUUUUAAAUAAUAAUAAUAAUAAAUUACCAACAACAGAGGGUUAUGGUGGCGAAUCUCCGUGUAGUGCUAAGAAGCCAGCCGAUAACCUUGACGAAAAAUACCUUACGAGAACAUAUUGUUCAAGAAAAUCUGUUUAUGUGGACCAGAAAGGACCAUCUCUUAUGGUGUAAGCCUAAAGCAUUGUGACUGAAUUAUGAUCAAAUAUCAGUAGUUGUGCACAGAAACACACUUAAAGUCAGACUUCACUCCUGGAUAAUUUUCUCUUUCAGUGGAAAACAAUAUAAGUUUUGUCAAUACACUUAAUGUCACCGGGGACCAGAAUAUCAAUAAACCCCAUUAAUUUUAAUUGUAUGGGGAAAAUGAAAGACAGAAAAAAAUAACAAAAGCAUAAUUUUUGAGGCCAGUCUCAUGAAAAUGCAUAAAAAUAGUCUGGCAAAUAAAAACAAAAACCCAUGGUAUUGAUAUGCAAAAACUGACUUGGCAUGCAUGUAAUACGCAGUUCUCACAUACAUAUGAUACGAAAUUUGUUGGCAUGCAUAUGAUAUGCCGUUUUCUUGUACAUAUGAUACCCAUCCACCCCACAACCCUAACCCUACCGGUCGUGUAGCAUAAACAUGCCAAAGUCCAUUUUUGCGUAUCAAUACCACAGCUUUUAGUUUUUAUUUAGUGCACUGUUUAUACACACUUUCACGAUAUUGGGUGCCUUUAAAUGUGUAUCCACACGUAUUUACCCUUAUUUGAUCUUAAAUCGGUCUCCAUUUCCCCAAAACACCCUCGCACCCAAUCAAAAUGACCUUGAAUAUCGGAUGUUCAUGGUCCGUCAUAGCAUGCUCGUUUCAUUCUUGUACGUCAGAGUGCUUGUGUCGUGUGAACGUCCCGGUGUCACACGUGCUCUCUUGUGAUACUUCAAUCUUAAAGCAUGUCUUUUCUAUGUGUGUGCAUUCGUCUUCUAAAGAAAACUGCAUUUCUCUUUAAUCACGAACAUUGAAAUAUUUACAAAAGAAACGAACUGUGUUUGGUUUUGUAUGUAUUGCUAUUUGAUAAAUUACUGUUUUAAAUGACUUUGUUUUUUUUAAAGCCAAGUGUUCUUUACUUCGUUAUAUGACACUAUUGUUGUCUUGAGAUAUGUUCUGUACUGAGACAAAUCUAUAUUUUGGGUAAAAAAUGUAAGUGCUGCAUAGAGUACUUUAUCAUCAUCUUCACGACAACAAUAACUACAACAACGACAAAAUAAUUUAUGUUCUCAAUGUUGUAUCUAAAACUAUGUGUGAGGGAGAAAGGGUGUGAUUUUCUGUGAGUUCAUUAAAGCUGUAAUGUGAAGGGAAACUACAGUAUUUUGCCAAAAGAUGGAGAAUGAGUCUCUGUUUGUAAUGCGUAAAACUCUGUUUCAUAUUUAAUUUAUUAAUGAGUACAUUAAAGUUGGAAUUGUAUAUUA
Puntigrus tetrazona (Sumatra barb) is the source of this 8968-nucleotide messenger RNA. It is a transcript of the gene slc8a4a, whose product is annotated as solute carrier family 8 member 4a. The coding region runs from base 1527 to 4352 and encodes 941 amino acids. The transcript is spliced from 9 exons. The record is from RefSeq and is a predicted model, not a curated record. Gene Ontology annotation, biological process: cell communication; sodium ion transmembrane transport; calcium ion import across plasma membrane. Gene Ontology annotation, molecular function: calcium:sodium antiporter activity. NCBI's taxonomy places the organism in Eukaryota, Metazoa, Chordata, Actinopteri, Cypriniformes, Cyprinidae. Gene Ontology annotation, cellular component: sarcolemma; axon; postsynapse.